AUGGAUGUUUCAAGACAGCGAGCACGCAUUGAAACCGAACUCGCCGCGUUUCCCGGUGGCACUGAUCGUUUGGGGUCAUCGUUGAUUUUGAUCUCUCCACAUUCACACUCGUCGAACUCACUCACUUCAAAAGCAGCUUCAACCUCAUGUCUACAAAGUGGUGGCGGGCUUUACGAUGAUCUUGUCUCAUUGCUAGGAUAUUUCUCCCUAAUCCCUUCACUAGAGAUUUUCUCCUCGAAAGGUGGACUUUGUGUGGUGAUUGAUGGGAGAAAAGCGGCAGCGAGAUCUGUUCGGACUGUCUUAAGAGCUUGCCAGCAAGCUUUAUACCGAAAAGUCCGUUUGGCGAUCAUCGUUCAACCCGAGCGUUUCCUUGACCAGCAGAAAAUUCAUUUCGAUCUACUUGUUGAGACACAUCAAUUCAAGACAAUCCUCACCUCAGUGCAUAAAUUGUCUCGAUGGGUUGAUGUGAGCCAAUUGCCACCAUCUUUUGGCGGCGCUUUUCCAUAUGAACCGACUCGAUGGUGUGAUACGAGAGAGAGAUUCGAGUUCGCCGAGGCAACACUGAGAGCUCGAUUGGCUGAAAUGGAAGCUGGCGGGAAUCCACUUGGAGAUGAUGAGCCAACGCUGAGACGAGCCGAUGCUUUCCUCAGCGAGAUUCGUGUCUCGUCAAAUCCGCUCGAAAAACAAUACGCAAAUACGAUCAAGGAGUUGCUUGAGAAAUUGAGAAUAGUCUCUCGGCAGCCUGAACUUGACGCUGAAAAAAAGAAAAAAGAUGAGGAAGAGAGUGAGAAAAAGAGAUUGCUUGAUGAGCAUGCAAAUGGGGUGAAUAGUUUAUUGGAUUGGUUGGAAGGAUCUGGAGAGAAAUGGCUUCAAUCGUUGCACGAGAUUGGCGAGAGUCGAGAUGAGGCAAGGCAGCUCGUCAGAGAACACGAACAAUUGACGACAAAGAGUCAAGAAGUCUCCCAGCAAGCUGAAGAGUUGGCCGAAUUGGCGCAACGCUUAACCGCCACAGCUCCCGAACACGCAAUUACACUACAAAAAAUUCGUGACAUUCUUUUGUCAACGUCUACAAUUUUCAUGAGUCGGGUGAAACGACAAGCUGAAAUGGUUAAUCGUAGUGAAAAGUUUCAUGAACAAAUGAGUGAGUUUUCGCGAAAAACCGACAACUUAUUGGAGUCUUUGUGCACGGAUUUGCACUGCUCUGAUCUCGCCGGCGCCGAGAUCGAAAGAAAACAAUUGGAGGAGAAAGUCGAGCAAAUGGAAAGCAUUUACGAAGAGGUGAUGGAUAUCGGCGCCGUCUUUGCUGAGGACCUGGCCACUCCCGAAAAAGGCCCAAUAAAGGGUUCGAGAAACUACGUCGCUGGCGUUGCUCACAUCAGGGAAAACAUGGCCGCCGCGAAGCACCGGAGAAAGAGAUGCCUAGACUUAGUGGACGUGCGCCGAUUGAAACUCGAACAGAUCAUCCGAUUGAGUACUUGUGAAAGAGAUGCAAAUCAGGCAAUUUCUUGGAUCGAAGAGCUUCAGGAGACGCUGAGACGAGACUACAAUCAAGUUGGCUGUGAUGAGACAGAGUUACGAGUGCUGAAAAAAGACCGGGAACAGCUUGAAGAUACGGCAAGAAGCACCUAUCACUACGGAAAAGAACUCUGCCAAGUGGCGCUCGUUUUGCGGCGAUCGUUGAGAAUGGACUCAAGUCCACAGAAACAACUAGCCGACAAGCUUGAGCACAUCUGGGGCCGUUUAACCCGAGCAUUGACUGAGCACGACGCCCGGACACACGUCUGUGCCGCUUUCAACUCAGCAUGUGUACAGAUCCUGAAACGCAUUGAUGAGCUGGAUCGACAGGCGAAAGAGUAUUUGUUGACUAAAGGACGGAGACAAGGCCCACCAACAUUACUUUUCUCAGUGGAGCGACGAAAGCUCGGCUCUGAUGUAGCCGAAUUGAGACACAUUGGAGAGAUGCUCGUCGCACAAACAAAUGCUAAUCAUGUG
Molecule: messenger RNA, 1992 nt
Organism: Mesorhabditis belari
Lineage: Eukaryota; Metazoa; Nematoda; Chromadorea; Rhabditida; Rhabditidae
Source: the annotation of a GenBank genome assembly